AGCCAUCGGCGCCGCGACCGUGAGCCGGGUCAGUGGCUCGGGCCCGGGCUGGGUGCUGGGUGCUGGAAGGGGCGGCUGCCCGCGGCUCUAGGGCAGGGCAGGCGAGGCCAGGGGCCCGGGCCAGAGGCAGAAGAGAAGUGAGCAACCACCUGUGUGUGCUUGGAGCUGCAGACCAGAGUAAAUAUUUCAAGAUCCCUGGGAGACCUGAAGGAUGGCCUCUUUCAAGGGAGCAGGAGCAGCUCAUCCGCAGUCAGAGACUGACACUCCUGAAGAAAACUAUAGUUGGCAAAUUCCCAUUCAUCAAAAAGCCUUUGAAAUUUUGAAGACUAACGAGAGUCAGCUUUGUGAAGUCCUCCAGCAUAAGUUUGGCUGCAUCUCCACCCUGGUGUCUCCAGCUGUGGACGUUAACAGCACGUCUCUGCAGGUCUUCCGGAAAAGGCUGAGCCCUAGGCUAGAGUUAUCGGUCUGGAAGGAUGACCUCACCACGCACGCUGUGGACGCUGUGGUAAACGCAGCCAAUGAGGAACUUGCACAUUCUGGGGGGCUGGCCGGGGCCCUGGUGAAGGCCGGCGGCUUUGAAAUCCAACAGGAGAGCUCGAGAUUUGUUGCCAACUAUGGUAAAGUACCAACUGGGGAGAUAGCCAUCACCGGGUCGGGGAAGCUGCCCUGCGAACUGCUCAUCCACGCCGUCGGGCCCCGGUGGACCCCCAGGGAGCAGCAGAGCUGUAUGGAUAAGCUGCAGAGGGCCAUUUUAGCGAUUCUGGACUAUGUCACCCAGAGAAAUCCACGCAUUGAGACUGUAGCAAUCCCAGCCCUGAGCUCCGGGAUUUUCCAGUUCCCUCUGGACUUGUGUGUAAGGAUCAUCGUAGAUACUAUCAGUGCUUAUUUCCAAAGGGAGCAAGUGGUCAGCAGCCUGAGAGAAAUCCACCUGGUGAGCAAUGAGGACCCUACUGUUGACGCCUUUAAAGCCGCUUCAGAAUCCACCCUGGGGAGGAACGAGCUGGACCUCAGGAGCAGUCGCGAAGCCUCUGCUUCCCAGAGGACUCUCCUGGCUUUCCGGUACCUGACUCUCGAGAUUGUCCAGGGCCUCAUAGAACUGCAGGAAACAGAUGUAAUUGUUAAUUCUGUAAGCCGAGUUAAUCACACAGCAGGACCUGUGUUAAAGUCAAUUCUACAACAGGCAGGAGAUGAGAUGAAAUUGGAACUUGAAAAACAGGCUAAACAGGGUAGAGAUUCUCAGUUGGUACUGAUCACAGAAGGAUUUAAUUUGUCAUGUCUCAAUGUAUUCCAUGUUUUCUGGGAUCCAACUCUUCGUAAAAGUCAGGUAUUGAAAUGUGCAGUGAAAACAUGUUUGGAAAAAUGCCUUGUGCUAAAACAAUCUUCCAUUUCCUUUCCUGCACUUGGAACUGGAAACAUUGGUAUGGCUAAGGCUACUGUGGCAGAUAUUAUGUUUCAUGAAGUUUUAACAUUUGCCAGAUACAGAUUGAAAAAGCCAUUAACUGUAAAGUUCGUAAUCUUCCCAGACGAAAUGGAGACAUAUAAGGUUUUCAGAGCUGAAAUGGAAAAGAAGUCCAAGAUGCUGGGUCUCAAUAAUUACAGAGACUCCAAGGGGACAAGAGAAAAGCAAAGAGAAAACGGGCUUGAGGCAAAGUCUCCUGCCAUCGAUCUGAUGGGAUCCAACAAGGAGCAGAUGAGUGAAGCACAGGCGUGGCUCCAAAGGCUGCUGGCCCUGCAGGACCGCCAGACCAUCGAGAACAACCACAUUUUCUACCUUGGCAGAAAGGAACAUGACCUUUUGGCUCAGCUUCAGAAAGACUUAGGCAUCUCCAUCUGUGAGAUUAUCCAUCCUGGAAGGGCAUGCUUGGAGAUUCAAGGAGCCCAGGCUGGCCUCAUCGAGGGGGUCAUGAACAUCGAACGUGUGCUGUGUGAAGUUCAGGAGGAAGUGGCACAGAGAAAGGAGCAAGCCCUCUGGAGCUUAUGGAGACAAUUGACUGGCCAGCAACCAAACAUCCAGAAGGAAAUGAAGGAAAAUAUCACAUUUCUGAGACAACCCAUGCCUAUAUCUCAAGACCGAAGGAAAGAGUUUGAAAAAUGUGGUUUGCGGGUUUUAAAGAUGGAGAAGAUCGCCAAUGCAGUUCUCAUGGCUGCCUUCCAAAGAAAGAAGAAAAUGAUGGAAGAGAGAAAGCGUGGGGGCCCUGUGAGCCACAAGUUGUUCCAGCAAGUCCCACACCAGUUCUGUGAUGUGAUAUGCAGAGUUGGCUUUCACAGAAUGUACUCGAUGCCCAGCGACCCCAGAUAUGGAGCUGGUAUAUACUUCACCAAGAAACUCAAAAACCUGGCAGACAAGAUCAAGAGUACCCCUGUCAAAGAUAAACUCAUCUAUAUUUUUGAGGCUGAAGUACUGACAGGCUCCUUCUGUGAGGGUCAUCGGUCAAACAUUGUCCCCUCACCACUGUAUCCUGGAACCAUAGAUAAUCACGACAGCGUGGUUGACUCUGUCUCCAACCCUGAAAUCUUCGUUAUUUUUAGUGGCAUACAGGCUAUGCCCCUGUACUUGUGGACUUGCACGCAGGAUUAUGUGCGUUCACAGGAUUACUCAUCAGAACCAACGAUGCUCUCGUCACAGCAGCCUCGGGAGAAAUUCCCAAGUGGCAGCUCUGUUGAUUAAUCUCCACUUCAUUUUAAGACCUGGAAAGGCCUUGAUUUCAGGGAACUAACCGAACAGUGACACCAUCAAUGACUCUAAAAGAGUGGUUUGAAUAUAUCAAAUGGGUUAUUUGUAUGAAUUGAUUGGUUUUUUUUUUAUUUUUUUAUUUUUUAUUUUUUGACAGGCAGAGUGGACAGUAGAGAGAGAGACAGAGAGAAAGGUCUUCCUUUUUGCCGUUGGUUCACCCUCCAAUGGCCGCCGCGGUAGGCGCGCUGCGGCCGGCGCACCGCGCUGAUCCGAAGCCAGGAGCCAGGUGCUUAUCCUGGUCUCCCAUGGGGUGCAGGGCCCAAGAACUUGGAUUGAUUGGUUUUUGAAAGAACCGGUCACAUACCAACAUCUUAGUGCCUGCUUCUUUGUCAUCGUCUCUCAGGACCCAAUGUGUAGAUAGCAACAAAAACACUCUUAUGACUCCUCCUCAGGUCUUCUUUCAUCUCCUGCAGAAUCAUCAUUACAGUAGAUAACAGCAAAAAUAUCUUAUAUGUCGUAAAGAGAUUUUUCUAGUUUAUAACCCAAGCCUUUGAUUUUCUAGACUGAUGAUAGGAUAACAUGUUAGGACAACAGAAUGAUUUUAGAUCCUCCAGAGAAUCUUAUAAAGUGUUCUACAUAUUCAUAUAAAUCACCUUUGUCCAUGUCAUUGGCUCUGAAAAAUUAUGUGCAAGAUGAAAUCAUUUGAAGUGGAAGGACAUCGACAUGUUGAUAUUCUGCUUGUAUGAAGCCAUUUCAAGCAAUGCCAUCCAAGCACCAUGAAACCAAAUUAUUAACUUGCCAAAAAUGUAUUGAUCACCAGGUAUACUUCCGUUACUCUCUGCGUGCUGGGGAUAUGGUGGUGGAUGAGACAAAUGUCUUCAUGCACCUUCAGUCCAAGUGACUAGAAGGGCAGCCAUGGAAUGACAAAUAGAGGAUGUGUAAUAAAAGAAUUACAGAGUCUCUGGGAAAACUGAAGAGGGGGGAGUGGUAUCGAGGGUUGGGGAAAGGCCUCCAUGAGAGAGCAACAUUCAAGCUGAGGUCAGAGGGUUUAGAGCCAACAGGGAACAGAGACAGAAGAGUGUUUUAGGCAGAGGAUUAUGAAGGCUGAAUCCACUGUGACUGCCCACGUUGACUUCAGAGUUCUAUUUGCAAUGUGAGAGUCAGAUAAUCUCACUAUGCAUGCCUUGCCUGUUUUCAAAUCCAUACCACUCUGUACUUCUCGACUGUCCUGCCCUUGCGUCUUCGCACCUUCCUUGUCACGCCUUAGCUGGUGUUCUCCACCUCGAAAGAAGCGUGCUGCUUACUGUCUCGGAUGCUACUGCUCUUGGGUCCUGGACAGAAGAGGCUCUCCCGUGGGCCCCUGUUUGGAGAAUUCCCUUGCCACGGGCCUCUUCCUUGAGAUGUUCCUAUCUAGCCCUCCUCUAGCUGUGCCCAUCUUACAAAGUGGGGGAUCCCAGGGCCAAAGGGAUGGGCCAGCUGGAUCUGUGCUCCUCAUUCUUAAGCCAUCCACUAGGUACCCCAAGUCCCCAAAGGUCCUGCUUAAACAGCUCUGAAACUACUUCCAGGGCUUGGUCUGAUCUCUUUCUUAGGUCUCUCGCCUCGUCUUGCAAAUGCGUUAUGCCACAGUCAGCAUUAACAGCCAAAGGAUGAGUGUUUGCAGGGAUGAGGCUUGGACAUGGGGACUGGGAUGUCCACUUGAAUGGGCACAAGGUCGGUGGUGCAGAGCUGAGAGUGAAAGGAUGGAUUUGAAAAACCUGGUAUGUGUUUAAUAAAAAUUUUAAACGAAAAUGGAGGUGAGGCAUUUUUCACAAGGAUAACUAAAAAAUCCAUAGGAGUGCAUGUUUGGCCCAGCAGUUAAGAUGCUGCUUGGCAGAAUUCCUGGGUUCAAGUCCUGGCUGUGUUCCUGACUCCAGCGUCCUGCUACUGCUGACCCUGGCAGGGCAGUGAGGGAUGGCUCGAGUAGGUGGGUUCCUGCCACACAGGUGGGAGACCUGGAUUGGGCUCCCAGUUCCUGGCUUCAGGCUGGCCCAGCCCUGGCCUUUGCAGGCAUUUGGAGAAUGAACCAGAGAUUGGGAGUUCUGUCUGUCUGUCUCUGAAAUAAAUAAAAAUUAAAGAGGUAAAUAAGAAAGCCAUAGCGGGAAAUAUAGUGAAACCGUAGAUCACCAAAAGGGUGAUCCUGAAGCAGCCAGGGUACAGCCAAAUCAUCUCUGAAAGAAUGACAGCUGAGUGACAGUCCUGGGACAAGCACAAUAAUGGCUCCUCCUGCCAUGCCAAUGUCACACCUUGACCCCCCCCCCAACCUGUGAAUAUGUUGCCUUACAUGGCAAAAGGGACUUGUAGAUGCCAUGGAGGUUACCCUUCAGAUAGGCAGAUUAUUCAGAAUUAUCAGGGCCCAGGCUAAUCACAUUUGAAAAAAAAAAUGUAUUUAUUUGAAAGAGGUACACAGAAGGAGAAAGACAGAGAGAGACUGAUCUUUCAUCCACUGGUUCACUCCCCAGAUGGCCACAACGGCCAGGGCUGGGCAAAGGUGAAGUCGGUAGCCAGGAGCUUCUUCCAGGUCUCCCAUGUGGGUGCAGGGCCCCAAGGACCUGGGCCAUCUUCUACUGCUUCCCAGGCCAUAGCAGAGAGCUGGUUCGGAAGUGGAGCAACUGGGACAUGAACCGGUGCCCAUCUGGGAUGCUGGCUUCACAGGCGGCAGUUUUACCUACUAGGACACUGUGCCAGCCCCUAGUAAUCACUUAAGUCUUUAAAGGUGAAGAAGAUUUUCUUGCUGGGUGAGGGACGGCAGCAUGGGAAGGAUGUGAUGUCCUGUGCUGGUUCUGAGAUGCAGGAGGCCAUGUUCAAGGAUCAGGGAGAAGCAACUGGGAUCUAGGCAAAGCUCGAGCUGAUAAUCAGCAUGGAAGUGGAGGCCUCAGUCCUCUAGCUGCAUGGAACUGAAUUCUUCCAGCUCCCGAGUGAGCAAGGCAAUGGAUUCAAGAACUUCCAGCCAAGAAUGAAGCCUGCCAACCAACGCUUUGAUAUUAGCCCUGGGAGACCUGUGUCUGACUUCUGAUCUACAGAACCCAUACAACAAAUUUCUGCUCUUUUCAUCCACUAAAGCGGUGGUAAUUUGUUAUGGUUUUAACAAGAAACAAACCUACAGCAACAAUGGAAGCCCGAAGACAUAUUUUCAAAGGGUUGAGAGAAAUUCAGUUAGUCUAAAAUUAUAUAAUUAGCAAGCUUUUAUUUUGCCUUAAUUUUUGAAUGAAGACACUCUUAGCAUA
Molecule: messenger RNA, 5937 nt
Organism: Lepus europaeus (European hare)
Lineage: Eukaryota; Metazoa; Chordata; Mammalia; Lagomorpha; Leporidae
Gene: PARP9
Product: poly(ADP-ribose) polymerase family member 9
Exons: 11
Coding region: 212-2668 (818 amino acids)
Biological process (GO): negative regulation of gene expression; positive regulation of type II interferon-mediated signaling pathway
Cellular component (GO): nucleus; cytoplasm
Molecular function (GO): ubiquitin-like protein ligase binding; transcription corepressor activity; NAD+ poly-ADP-ribosyltransferase activity
Source: RefSeq, a predicted model, not a curated record